CAGAUCGAGGGCUUCAUGCCGGAGUUGCGCGCCCGGCUGCUGCAGGCCGCCGAGGAGUUCCAGGAGUCGCGGAGGAGGCAGCAGCUGGACAAGGAGAGGGAGGUCGCCAGGUCAGUCAUCGCCAGGUCAGAUCGAGGGCUUCAUGCCGGAGUCGCACGCUCGGCUGCUGCAGGCCGCCGAGGAGUUCCAGGAGUCGCGGAGGAGGCAGCAGCUGGACAAGGAGAGGGAGGUCACCAGGUCAGUCAUCGUCAGGUCAGAUCGAGGGCUUCAUGCCGGAGGUGCGCGCCCGGCUGCUGCAGGCCGCCGACGAGUUCCAGGAGUCGCGGAGGAGGCAGCAGCUGGAUGGACAAGGGGAGGGAGGUCGCCAGGUCAUAUCGAGGGCUUCAUGCCGGAGUCGCACGCCCGGCUGCUGCAGGCCGUCGACGAGUUCCAGGAGUCGCGGAGGAGGCAGCAGCUGGAUGGACAAGGGGAGGGAGGUCGCCAGGUCAUAUCGAGGGCUUCAUGCCGGAGUCGCACGCCCGGCUGCUGCAGGCCGCCGACGAGUUCCAGGAGUCGCGGAGGAGGCAGCAGCUGGAUGGACAAGGGGAGGGAGGUCGCCAGGUCAUAUCGAGGGCUUCAUGCCGGAGUCGCACGCCCGGCUGCUGCAGGCCGCCGAGGAGUUCCAGGAGUCGCGGAGGAGGCAGCAGCUGGACAAGGAGAGGGAGGUCGCCAGGAUGCGACGCCUGCAGGAAAUCGAGGAAGAGUCGGAAGAGGAACUGGAAACUGUGGAAGUGCCCAGAGAGGAGAAGUGGGACUGCGAGACCAUCCUGUCCACCUACUCCAACCUGUAAAACCAUCCCAAGAUCAUCGAGGAGCCCAAGAUACAUAUUAGUGUUGUGCGUGCUGGGCUCGGUAGCGGCGUACACGGGUCCCGACCUGCCGAAGGGCCCUUUCUGCGGCAAGACUCGUGAGUGCUGUCGCGACCGGCUCGACUCCUGCGCGCACAGGAUACUCGACACGUUGUGCUACUGCGACGAGUUCUGCGACUUCAACCGCGCGCACGACGACUGCUGCCCCGACUACCUGCCCGUGUGCCGCAACCAGACCGCGGAGCCGGGGCUCAUCCUGCAGCCGUGCCGGCACCGCGGCCAGCUGUACAUGCCCGGCCAGACCCGCGCCGACAACUGCAACACGUGCGAAUGUGUCCACGACGAGAGGACGAAAAAGACGGAGUGGUCGUGCGAGCGCGACGCGUGCCUAAUGAGCGACGACGUGGUGUACGGCGUCAACCAGCCCGGCCUGGGCUGGCGCGCAUACAACUACUCGCAGUUCUACGGGAAGAAGCUCAAGGAUGGGCUCAUUUACAAGCUGGGCACGCUGCCCCUGAGCGCCGAGACGCAGCGGAUGCUACCCAUCGAGUACGACUCGGAUGAGCCGCUGCCCGACAGCUUCGACGCUCGGCAGCGCUGGCCCGGGUACAUCACGCCCAUCGUCGACCAGGGCUGGUGCGGCUCCGACUGGGCCGUGUCCAUUGCAGCCAUCGCGUCGGACCGAUUCGGCAUAAUGUCGAACGGCGCCGAGAGCCGGGUGCUGGCGCCGCAGACGCUGCUGUCGUGCGGCCGGCGGCACCAGCGCGGCUGCGGCGGCGGCCACGUCGACGUGGCCUGGAACUUCGCGGGCGAACACGGAUUGGUAGAAGAGAAAUGCUUCCCAUACACGGCUAAGGCUGAGAGAUGUCCUUACCAGCCGCAUGGGGACCUGAUCCAAGAUGGAUGCCCGCCGCAGGACCCGCGCCGCACGGCGCGCUACAAGGUGGGCGUGCCCUACCGCCUGCUCAAGGAGGAGGACAUCAUGUACGACAUCAAGCAGUCGGGCCCCGUUCAAGCUGUGAUGACAGUGUACCAGGACUUCUUUCACUACCGGGACGGCAUCUACCGGCGCAGCCGCCACGGGGACGGCCAGCUGCAGGGGCUGCACAGCGUCCGGGUCGUGGGCUGGGGCGAGGACCGCCAGGAAAAGUUCUGGAUCGUGGCCAACAGCUGGGGCACGGAGUGGGGUGAGAACGGCUACUUCCGCAUCGCGCGCGGCGCCGACGAGGCCGGCAUCGAGUCGUUCGUGGUGUCGGCCUUCAGUGACGUCACGACCGCCUUCCUGCGCGCGCCCGCCCGCCGCCGCACAUAACACGGCGCCCGCCUCGUCACGCCGCUGUGCGGCGCCGGCGCCCCUUCCGAACGUCAAACGUCCAGGGGGGGGUUAAUUUUACGAGGUACAUUGGUUAGGUUUUGAUCUGUUGUACUAUUUUGAUUCAAAUGCCGUCUAGAGAGUAUAUCGUUCCCCACUCGCAGAAGGAUUCUUUCGAAAUUGAUUUAAACGUCCUCUAGGGUGGUGUAGACUCUAGUGUAUACGAGGUGCGAGCAUUCAGUGUUUUAAGGUAAAAACCUCUUUACGAACAAUGUGGUUACUUACAAAAGUAAAAAAAAAACGGUCAAGUGCGAGUUCGUUUUACUCGCGCGCCGAGGGUUCCGUACAUACUUUGAAUUAUCUCGUGUAGCUAUGAAGUCGAAAGACUUUUGAACAGAAUUGCCUAUACUAAGUAUAUUUGUGUACAACACCAUCUAUCGGCAAAUUGUCUAACUAAUUUGCGCGAUGUAAUGCACGUAUGUUGGUUUUUCGAGGAUAAUUCUUUAUAUUGUGCCUUUAUUUGAAAGAAGAUGUAUUUAAUGUAAUCUCAGAAAUUUCAGGUGUACCUAAACACACGUAAAAUUGGUUAAAUUUAAAACUGAAUUCGGAAAGGUUUUUUUUUUAAUAAUUAAAAAAAAAAGUUACCAAGAAAGAGGUCUAAUUAUAUUUUUCCUGUAAAAUUUAUAGUAAUGUUAAUAUUUUGUAAAAAAUCGUAAUUUUUCGUUGGUAAACUUCGUAGAUAAGAGAAGGGGAAGAUAUUUUUUUUUCACAUUUUCCUUAAUAAAUCAUUUUUUAUCACUAUGAAAAAAAAGAAAAAAUGUUUUAGAAUGUACAAUUUGAGCACUUGCAAAUGAUACCCCACUUGACCUAGUCACUAGACUUUGAAAUUUUGCCCCCUAUUCAUAUUGGGCAUUUUCCAUAAUUAAUUAAAAUAAAAUAAAAUAAUAAUACUUUCAAUGUGUACAGGUUAGCAUUGUUCAUAACUAUUCCAAAUUUCAAAUCGAUAAGUGAUUCUCGAGAUAUUUAGCGAUGUGAUAGACAGACGGACGGACAGAGUCGCACCAUAAGGGUUCCUUUUGUACCUUUUUAGUACGGAACCCUAAAAAUCGACCCUCUCACACCCUGUUGUUGGAAUUUAGACGUGUAGUAUUAACCUGUGUUAGGGUAACGAAUUUUAACUAUGUAAAUAUAUUCGAUCAAUAAUGACUACAACUAUUCCUGUGAAUAUAAUGGACGUACAUGAAUGUAUUCAGAAUAAUUCAAAGACCAAAAUGUGUCCACAUCCUAAAGAACGUGUAAUAAAAAUAUUUUCAGAUCAAAACCUUUACGGUAAGGAUAUUUUUGUACUAGAAUAUAUGUUGUACUUACGAUCUCCGAGAGAUAUUGUAUUGCUAAAUUAUAAAAAUGAAUCGAUCGAAAACGACAUUCGAUGAACAGAUCUUAUACGUAGUGGAUAAGGUAUUAAUACUUACUCUGUAAUGCAAAUAGAUUAUUAUUAGUCCGUUCUAGUACAUUGCCAAAACAAAGAAAUAAAAUUAGUUUGUAUUGGACCAAAAUAUCUGGUGUGAUAGCAAUUUCUUUAUCUAUUCUUUUGUAUAAGCAUUGUAUAAAUGUCUAGUCUGUAAUACUGUGAAAAUAGUCUGUGUAACCAAUUCUUUAAAACAAACAAUGUGUAGUGUGUUCUAACAUCUGCCUAGACAUAUUUAGGUACUUUCCAGUGGAUCCAGGAAUCUAGUAGUUUAUCUCUGAAUAAAUAGAUAUUACCGGAUAACCAAAUACAAGUCAAUUCAUAUCCUCUUAAGGCCCAGCCAUAGAAAUGAAAAAUCCAAAAUUUGCCACUGGAAUUUGAACCUAUAGUGCACGGAAUACAGUAGAUUUUAUUUUGUUUGAAAAUUGCACGAAACAAAACAAAUGCAACUCUGUCCUAAUUGAAUAUGAUUUAAAUUUCAUCAAACUGAAUAAGUCCUAUAGGUAGGACCUUGGGCCUUACGAGGAUAGGAGGAUUUUACACUUUCAACGAUCAAAUGGAAAGUACCAAAUAUUUUCAUAUUUAGUUUUUUUUUUUUCUAAUAAAGAUAGCGUAAUAAUAAAGCUUACCUUUUUCUUUAAUUGUUAGCCUUAUCCAAUCAGUAACAGUAUUUCUUGCUAUGUAUUAUAUCGUAACUGCCAUUAUUAUUUUUAGUAAGUACCUAGAGUCGGACCACGCUAAGUUUUCAUGCCAAGGGCUACGUCAAGUAUAAGGCUAUAGGGACAUGAAUGCGUUCUUAUUGCCAAGUUUGUGCAAGGUUAGCGUGGUCGGAGUCUAUUUUAAUAAUUUAAGUUUACUAAUUAUGGAUUAAUUAUUAAAUUGAUUAGUUAUUUCGCUUAAAAUUAUAAAAAUACAUGAUAUUUCAAAA
Cydia pomonella (codling moth) is the source of this 4556-nucleotide messenger RNA. It is a transcript of the gene Swim, whose product is annotated as tubulointerstitial nephritis antigen-like. Lineage: Eukaryota; Metazoa; Arthropoda; Insecta; Lepidoptera; Tortricidae. Gene Ontology annotation, molecular function: cysteine-type peptidase activity. Gene Ontology annotation, biological process: proteolysis. Gene Ontology annotation, cellular component: lysosome. The coding region runs from base 16 to 2160 and encodes 714 amino acids. The transcript has 10 exons. The record is from RefSeq and is a predicted model, not a curated record.